Messenger RNA from Corythoichthys intestinalis (scribbled pipefish), 1995 nucleotides. RefSeq names its product coactosin-like F-actin binding protein 1 (gene cotl1). Gene Ontology annotation, cellular component: actin filament; site of polarized growth; cortical actin cytoskeleton. The record is from RefSeq and is a predicted model, not a curated record. The transcript is spliced from 4 exons. Gene Ontology annotation, molecular function: actin filament binding. Bases 189 to 617 code for a protein of 142 amino acids. Gene Ontology annotation, biological process: regulation of actin filament polymerization. NCBI's taxonomy places the organism in Eukaryota, Metazoa, Chordata, Actinopteri, Syngnathiformes, Syngnathidae.
AUAAUAAUAAAAAGUCAUGAAAAGAGGUGGGCGGAGGAACUUGAGUGACUGAAUCCAAGCCAGCCUUUUGAUUGACUCACUCACAUCGCUAUUCGCCAACGCCAUUUAGUAGCUAUAUUCAGGAAAUGAGAGAAAGGCAUUCUUUUAACGUUUACGGAUAACUCCCCUUUGUCCGUACCGUCCGAAGAAUGGCAACCCAGAUUGAUAAAGAGGCUUGCAGAGAGGCUUACAAUCAAGUCAGAGACGACAACACGGACACUAACUGGGCCGUGUUUAAGUAUGAAGGCUCCAGGAUCUUGCCAGCUGACCAAGGAAGUGACUAUGGGGAGUUCAAAAAGAUGUGCACAGAUGACGCCCGACUGUUUUGCUUCCUGCGUAUUAUGACCGGAGACGCAAUGAGCAAACGAGCCAAGUUCAUCCUCAUCACUUGGAUCGGCGAGAGUAUUGGUGGGUUGCAGCGUGCCAAGAUCAGCACAGACAAGGCACUGGUCAAAGAAGUUGUGCAGAACUUUGCCAAGGAGUUCAUGAUCAGCGAUCCAAAAGAACUGAAUGAGGACUACCUUCGCGAAGAGAUAAAGAAGGCAGGGGGCGCCAACUAUGAUGCCCAGACUGAGUAGAGAAGUGCAUCAUGUCAAAAGGAAGAAGGAACUGUUUUAAAAAUGGCCAUGAGAAUGGGUUCACUUGGAUUUGGUAAAUAGCAAUGACAAAAAGCACAUUCAUCAAGUUUUUUUUUUUAAAUGAUUCCCACAUAAAACGCCUUAUGCCGAGGACUUGAGAGUGUAGUAACAUCCCAAAACGUGGACUCAAACCAUGUGUUUAAUGUGUAUAUCCACCUAAGAGUAAAAGCCAAGCACUGUAACUUUCCAUCGUUUUAUAUAUAUAUAUAUAUAUAUAUAUAUAUAUAUAUAUACAAACACACACACAUAGUUUUCCAGGGGUUGAAUACACUUAAAAUUUUUCCACUGUUGUGAAAGAGCUCAAAACGGAUAUUUGUGAUACUUUUUUAAUUGCUUGUUUCAGAUUGUGUUGAUGCUUAGAUGCUCUACUUUAAAGACUGUUAAAUACCUACAAGAUACUGUACUAAUAAUGCUUAGGGCCAUUUUGGAAAAUUAUUUCACUGUGAAAAGAGGGGAACAUGCAUUUGAGUGAAGAUUCCAGCAAUAAGGCAGCACUGUGAAAUGGUUUUGAGCACAUCUGCCUCAGAAUCCGGGAAUGUGUGUUUGAAUCUGCUAAAAAAAAAUCUAUGUAUGGGGAUGAUAUGCAUUUCUGUGCUUGCCUCAGUUUUCUCCUGCUACUCUGGCUUCCUCCCACAUUCCACAAACAUGCAUGUACAAAACCUAGUGAUUAGAACAACCUGUGACCGUAUGUAUGAAAACUGGAUGAAUAAUAAGUAUGGAUGAAGAGUUUAUGAGAUAUACAGUGAGGAAAAUAAGUAUUUGUUCUUCCACUUUAAAAUUAUGGGCGAGUUUGAAAUUUUAUGGUAGGUGCUUGUCCACUGUGACAGACAAUCUUAAAAUAAAAAAAAAUCCUGAAAUCACUGUACAAUUUUUAAAAUUAUUUGUAUUCUACUGCUGCAAAUAAGUAUUUGAACAUCUCAGAAAAUGAAUUAAUAUUUGGCACUGUAGCCUUUGAUUACAAUUACAGAGGUCAAACGUUUCUGUAACUUUUCACCAGGUUUGCACAGAUUGCGACAGAGAUUUUGCACCACUGCUCCACACAGAUCUUCUCUAGAUCGAUCAGGUGUCUGGGCUACUCCUUGGUUAUUCUAGCUGUCUGCUUCGGGCCACUGCCAUGUUGGAAGACCCAGUCACGACCAAUUUUCAAUGCUCCUAACUGAGGGAAGGAGGUAAUUCCCACAAAUGUCAGAAUACAUGGUCAUCCUCUCUUUAAUACAGUCCAGUCGACCAGUCCCAUGUGCAGAAAAAAAAACAUUAAAGUAUGAUGCUACCAACCCUGUGCUUCACAGUAGUGAUGGUGUUCUUGGGAUGGUACUCA